CGUCACCGUCUCCACGACUUGUGGUGCCGCGGCUUUGUUCUCGCGCCAUCUUUAUCGUCAGUCAGUCCAUCGCCAUGCGCUUACUCUGGUGGCCAUUUGUGCCUGGCUGCACAAAAAGUAAGCAAUAAACCCUCAACGUUCGCUGCUCAUCGGCGCUCGCUCGUGUCCCUGCGUUUUUCUGUCUCCUUUCUCCCCCAAACGGCCACCCGAGCCAUCCGAGAUGGCCUCCCCACCCAGUGGCCACGCUAAGCGGUUCCUCAACUACCCCGAGCCCGUCCAAGGACCCGUAGUCCCAUACGUCGAUGCUCCCCGCAAGAAUCCCGUGCUGACGGGCCGCUUCCUGGUCCUAUGCGCAGUCUUAAUGGAAUGGCUGCGCUUCGUGCGCGAGUACGCCUGGCGUAACGCCAACUUUGGCGCACUCCGCAGCAUCCGGCGCAUGAUCGAGGACUACGAGCCUUUGUAUGAACCCACCAUUGUUCCUCUGCCCGAUCCUGACGCCGGCGAUGCUCAAGAGGCACCCCUCGAGUUCGGGCCCCAGCCUCCUGCCGCAGCCAAGUACGUUGCGGAGAGGUACUACUCGGCUGCCGACUAUCGCGCCCUAUACCUGGCGGGCCAGGUGACACCAACGGACGUCGCCAAGGCCAUCUUGCCGCUUAUCCGACGUGACACUGAGCCCAAGGGCCGUCACUCGCUGGCCUGGUUCGAUGUCAAGGUCGACAUCGUGCUUCGCCAAGCCGCAGAGUCGACAGCGCGCUACCGGGAGGGACGCUCGCUCGGCCCGCUCGACGGUGUGCCCACAGCCGUCAAGGACGAGUAUGACAUGGACGGCUACAUCACCUGCCACGGCUCGCUCAACGACUACACGAGUGCGCAGCUCGAGGAUGGGUCCAACACCAACUGGUGCGUCCGCAUGGUCGAGCGUGCUGGCUGUGUCGUGCUGGGUAAGCUGUCGAUGAACGAGUUUGGCCUCGACACGACGGGCAACAACCCCGUUUGGGGCACCCCGCCCAACCCGUACAACAAGGACUACUACACGGGCGGCUCGUCGUCGGGCUGCGGGUAUGCCGUGGCCGCUGGACUGGUUCCCUUCUCGCUCGGCGGCGACGGUGGCGGCAGCAUCCGUGUGCCCUCCUCGCUCUGUGGUGUCUUUGGGCUCAAACCCACUCACGGCCGCCUGUCGUUCCGUCCCACGCAGAACCACUGCAGCACCUGCGCUGUUCUGGGUCCCAUCGCUUCCGACGUGCGCUCCCUCGCUGCCGUCUACUCCGUCAUUGGUCAGCCGCACCCGACUUCGCCCUUCCCACCUCUUCGUUCUGGCCCUUCGAUGCUGUCUUGGCCCGCAUCCCGCCCCAAGAUUCUGGCCGUACCCGAAAAGUGGUUUUCGCGUGCUUCCCCCGCCGUUCAGCUGCUUUGCCGCGCCUUGAUCCAGCGCCUGGUCCAGGAGCGCGGCUACAGGAUCGUCUCGGUCGACAUCCCGUUCCUCAACGAGGGGCAGAUAGCGCAUGCCCUAGUUGUCCUGGCCGACGGAACCAGCCUUCUCCCCGACACGAGCAACCUCACCGCUGCAAACCGUGUCCUGCUUUCCCUCGGCUCCGUCACUUCCGCCGUCGAUUUGCUCCUCGCGCACAAGCUGCGCCGCCUGCUGGUCAACCAUCUGGCCGACCUGUGGACCCGGCAGCACCCUGGCAUGUUGCUUCUAACACCAACGACGGCCUGUCCCGGCUGGCCGGUGCGCAACCGGUCCGCAGAAAUGAACUACGGCCUCAAUGACGGCGACACCACCCUUACUAGCAUGCAGUUUGUCUGGAUGGCCAACUUUUGCGGCCUGCCUGCCAUCACUGUCCCCGCCGGAUUUGUGAGCCCUGUCGUGGUCGACGGGGCCACGGUUGCAAAGGCGGCGGAACCAGUCCAAGUGGGCGAGGAUGUCGCGGGCAAGGUCCCCAUCGGCCUCAUGGCCAUGGGCGAAUGGGGAGCAGAGGAGCAGCUUCUGGGAUUCGGGCUGGAUGCCGAGGAGGUCGGGGCGGACCUCAGGUGUCGGCCGCCGGUGUGGGAGGAUGUGAUUGAACUUGCGAAGCGGUCAUGAUGGCUGUGCUUUGUUUGCUAACCCAGCGAGAGGCGUAGGAAUGCUGAUGCUCGUGCUUGCUUCCUUGUGGGAUUUUCGGGGCAUCAUUCGAUUAGACCAGUUAAGACGGAAUAGAGCCAGUGAUGGAUGCGCAGAGCUCGAAUGCUUGCUCGUGAUGGCAGGGAUUGCUAGAGCAUUGGGUUUUGUAAUGCUGCGA
Molecule: messenger RNA, 2279 nt
Organism: Gaeumannomyces tritici R3-111a-1
Lineage: Eukaryota; Fungi; Ascomycota; Sordariomycetes; Magnaporthales; Magnaporthaceae
Product: glutamyl-tRNA(Gln) amidotransferase subunit A
Exons: 3
Coding region: 221-2083 (620 amino acids)
Molecular function (GO): catalytic activity
Source: RefSeq, a predicted model, not a curated record